CUGUGUUGGUAGAGCAUCAACUUCCGUCAUUUCCUCCCCACGUGAAUCGCUCCUUACAUGUGAGGAGCAGAAACAUUUCUACCCACUUAAAAAACCCAAACUUGCAUCAUAUUGUUAUCUUAUGGUUUUCGGUACCAGCACCAUGGAGUUUGUAGAGGAGGAGGAACAGCUCGGCUUCGACUCUGACGAGGAGAAGAGUGAAUUAUCAGACGAUGAGCUCCAAGAAGCCUUUGCAAAGGGGCUGUUGAAACCAGGCAUGAAUGUGCUGGUGGCCAAAGCCAAAAAGUCUACCAACAAUGUGGAGGGUUUGAAGCAGUGUCUUGCUGAAUUCCGUAAAGACCUUCCCUGGGUGGAGAGUUUGGACAUGACCAACCUACCAGCUGAAGACCUUAUUUCCAAGGCUGAUGGGCAAGCACCUGCUGGAGUCAAUGAAGACAUCAACGCGGAUGAUGAUUUCCAGAGGGAGAUGUUCUUCUACCGUCAAGCUCAAGCUACGGUCCUUGGGUCGUUGCCCCUCUUAAAGAAACACAACAUAGCCACCAAGAGGCCGGAUGAUUACUUUGCAGAGAUGGCCAAGACAGAUCAGCACAUGCAGAAGAUCAGGAAAAAGCUCAUAUCAAAGCAGAUGAUUAUGGAGAGGUCGGAGAAGGCCAAGAAGCUGCGUGAGCAAAGGAAGUUUGGCAAAAAGGUCCAAAUAGAAGUGAUGCAGAAGAGGCAGAAAGAGAAGAAGGCUAUGAUGUCUGCUGUAAAGAAAUACCAGAAAGGAAUGACUGACAAACUGGAUUUCCUGGAAGGAGACCAGAAGAAACCUAAAGACGCCGGUCAAGGCUCCAAGAAAGCAGCGAACAAGAAGGGCCCCAAUGCUAAGAGGAAAUUUAAGGACCAAAGGUUUGGCUUCGGAGGCAAGAAGAGUGGAAAGAAGUGGAAUACCAAAGAGAGCCACAACGACGUUUCCAGCUUCCGCGCCAAGGUGGCUAACGCGAAGGGCGGCAAGGGAGGGAAGAAAGGCAAAGGAGGACAACAAAACAAACGUCCUGGCAAGUCCGUACGCAGGAAGAUGAAGUCUCGCUCGUAAAAAGAAACAGUCAACCAAUCAAUAAGGACUAAGAUUUGCUAACAAGCAGGAUUCUACCGCACCUGCUCCCCAUUGUCUCCUCUGUACACGUGACGAGACGUGUACAGUAUUUCUCCUACACCUUUUUUGUACCACAUAGCUUCUGGUAAAUGAGUCUGGUAUAACCCCGUCAAGCCACAGAGAGAGACACGUGUGGUGCCAUAUUGCUGAGGAAGCUACUGAAAGGACACUGCUGGUGUAGAGAAGACAAAGAGUGAACCGCCUUCAUCAACCCAUGAUUUUAUUCACACACAGAAAAAGAAAAUUUGAACAUGAGGAAACUGUCAAAGACGAAGUUUUAUCACUUGUAAUGCUGUCUUUAAUUACGCCUUAAUGACCCCAACAGUUAUUCGUUUACAUCAUGUGUGCAGUUUGAAGAAUUCCGUUUUAUUUUUUUGUCUCUGUCUCGGCUUACUGACUCAUCAACUCUCCCCUGUGUGACCUGACAUGUUGCAAUGUUGAGCAGCCGUCAGCUUUGCCCUUUCCCGUUCAUUUGUAUGGUUAGACUGUGAUGGGUGAGUGUAUAAACCUGUUGUCUAUAGUGUUUUAAGUUUGUGAAGAUGGGAAAUUAAACUUCUGCCACUGA
This is a messenger RNA of Solea senegalensis (Senegalese sole), 1700 nucleotides long. It is a transcript of the gene ebna1bp2, whose product is annotated as EBNA1 binding protein 2. The transcript has 9 exons. Gene Ontology annotation, biological process: rRNA processing; ribosomal large subunit biogenesis. Gene Ontology annotation, cellular component: nuclear periphery; preribosome, large subunit precursor; nucleolus. The record is from RefSeq and is a predicted model, not a curated record. NCBI's taxonomy places the organism in Eukaryota, Metazoa, Chordata, Actinopteri, Pleuronectiformes, Soleidae. The coding region runs from base 122 to 1075 and encodes 317 amino acids.